AAUAAUAAUAAUUUAUUAUUAUUAUUAUUAUUAUUCUCUCACCAAAAUAUAUAAUACAUAUAUAUUUAUUUAACCCAUUAUUCUUUCUUAAUUAAAUAUAUCAUAUUUUCUCGACCAAUCAAAUCAACCAUCUCUCUCCCCAUGGAUUAUCUUAUUUUCCGAACAAUGAUAAUUAUAUUCCAUCAUAUAAUUAACUUUACUUUUUCAUAAUUGUCAAAAAUAGCAAAUUUGACAAAAUAUUUACGAGCUAUAGCAAAAUUUCAUAUUCUAUCGAUAACAAACAUUUAAAAAUGCCCCUUAAUUAUUUAUACAAAACCAAAUAAUUAAUAUCAUAUUCCACAAUAUCCAAAUUCUUAAUUAAAUAUAUAUACACUUUAAUUAAUUCCAUACCACCAAAACCAACUUUUCCUUCCAAGAUUCUAAAUUAACUCAAAUCCUCGGUUCUUUUACUUAACCAAAUCUACUCCAAUAAAUCAGUUAUUUAAAAGUAUCAUAAAUUCCAACUUGAAUUAUCUUCUCGCACAAUGCACACUUCCCUUUCACCUCUCCUGCUCUCCCUUGCGCGUCUCCUCCAGCGUCUUAGCUCUCCGUUGUCUCCUUCGUCGUCUCCGAAGUCUCUUCCUUUGUCUCAACUUUGUCCAUCUUCUCUAGCAUCUCAGAUCCAACUUAGACCUAGUUUGUUUCGUCUGUCUCCUUCGACAUCUCAGAUCCAACCCGAGAUGUGUCUAUUUGUCACCUCUAGAGGUCGAUCUCAUAUAUCAAUCCCUCCUCCAUCUCCAAUCUCUGACUCUUCUUUGUCUCUGAGACCUGUCCGUUCGUCUCCUUUGCAGGCCGAUCUCCUAUCUCCAAUCUCCUCCGCAGCAAUGCAGGGAAGAUCGAGGAACCUGAGUGAAGAUGAAAACAUCUAAGAGUAAACGUUCUUUUCUCGCUCAUUCCCUUCUAAUUUUUGUUUUAUGACUUUGUUAAGUGAAUUAUCUCUCACUACUUGUUUGUUUUUGCUGGAACUUUCGUUUUCUAAAUCUUGGUAUUUACAUGUUUUAUGAGGCAGAAUCCCUCCCUCUCCCAAUGUAUUCUUAUGAUUUUGAAUACUUUGUUUGGUUAGAACAUACACUAAAAGUAUAUGGAGGGAACUAGAUACUUAUAUUUUGAUACUAGAAAUAAAUUGAAUGAUUCAUUUAUAUUUUA
Cucumis sativus (cucumber) is the source of this 1185-nucleotide messenger RNA. RefSeq lists its product as uncharacterized. Lineage: Eukaryota; Viridiplantae; Streptophyta; Magnoliopsida; Cucurbitales; Cucurbitaceae. The transcript has 2 exons. The coding region runs from base 525 to 908 and encodes 127 amino acids. The record is from RefSeq and is a predicted model, not a curated record.